CCCUAGCCAUCUCUUCUCGCGCCCCCCCCCAUUUUUUCUUCAUUCCCCUUCCUCUUCCUCCUUUCCUGCAGGGAGAGCGAGGGAGCGUCUCCGUGUGAACCCCCAAGUCCCCAGUCCCAGAAAGGGAAACAAGCAAAGCAGUAGGAAGGGCGGAAGAAAGCAGCAGCCAUGCCGCCCAAGUUCGAUCCAACUCAGAUUGUCGAGGUCUACGUCCGGGUGACCGGCGGCGAGGUCGGAGCUGCGUCGUCCCUUGCCCCCAAGAUCGGUCCCCUCGGUCUCUCCCCCAAGAAGAUUGGAGAGGACAUCGCCAAGGAGACGGCUAAGGAUUGGAAGGGCCUUCGCGUGACUGUGAAGCUCACCGUCCAGAAUCGGCAGGCCAAGGUCGCUGUGGUGCCCAGUGCUGCCGCCCUUGUCAUCAAGGCCCUGAAGGAGCCAGAGCGCGACCGCAAGAAGACCAAGAACAUCAAGCACAAUGGCAAUAUCUCCUUGGACGAUGUUAUCGAGAUCGCCCGUGUCAUGAGUCCCAGGUCCAUGGCCAAGGACCUUGCCGGUACCGUCAAGGAGAUCCUCGGCACCUGCGUCUCCGUCGGCUGCACCGUCGACGGCAAGGACCCGAAGGACCUGCAACAGGAGAUCACGGAUGGAGAUGUGGAGGUCCCAGAGGCCUAAAAUGCUUCCCUGGUCAUCUCCUCACUUCGCUUGGAGUAAAAAUUGAGAUCGAUUCGAAAGACAAAGAGACACUUCCCUUUGCUUCUGAAUUCUAUUUUCAUUUGUUUGUCUGUCACUUGAUAAUUAAAGUAUGCUUCUUUUUGGAUCCUCGGAGAAAUUUUGAUUUGUAGGCGGAGAAGGGAAGAGAACGAACUGUUGAUUGCUUUGUUUUCUUAUGGUUAGUUUAUAAGCGAUGGAAAUUUCUUAGUGUAGCUUGAAACUUUUUAGCAUUUUGACUAUGUUGGAGUGGAUCAGUGAGUAAUCUCUUUUCUGAUA
This is a messenger RNA of Nymphaea colorata (pocket water lily), 984 nucleotides long. Its product is annotated as 60S ribosomal protein L12. Lineage: Eukaryota; Viridiplantae; Streptophyta; Magnoliopsida; Nymphaeales; Nymphaeaceae. Gene Ontology annotation, molecular function: large ribosomal subunit rRNA binding; structural constituent of ribosome. The record is from RefSeq and is a predicted model, not a curated record. Gene Ontology annotation, biological process: translation. Gene Ontology annotation, cellular component: cytosolic large ribosomal subunit; ribosome. The coding region runs from base 169 to 669 and encodes 166 amino acids. The transcript has a single exon.